GAAGGCCAAGAAAGUUUUCUUCAUAGCCAAGGAAAUUGCAUCAUCAGAAAAUACGUUUGUGGAUGUCUUGAAGCUGCUCAAUUUGGAUUUCAGGCUUCACAUCUCUAAACUGACAGAGACAUUGGGCCACCCGGUUGUACCUACUGAGACACUGAAUAAAAUUCUGGACUAUUUACCUCAACUGCAAAAUUUCAAUGAAGAUUUGCUGAAAGAUUUGAAGGAGCGGAUUGAGAACUGGGAGACCAACCCCAGACUUGCUGACAUUUUUGUGAAGAAAGGACCUUUCCUUAAACUCUAUUCUUCAUACAUUCGCAAUUUUGAAAAUGCAACUGCUACUUUGGAAGAUGUAACAAAGAAGAAUCCUGCAUUUGCAUCAGCUUUAAGGGAGUUUGAGCUGAGUCCUAGAUGUGCUAAACUGGCCCUGAAGCACUAUAUGCUGAAGCCCAUACAGAGGAUACCUCAGUACAAGCUGCUGCUGCAGGAUUAUUUGAAGCAACUUACAGAAGUAUCCCCAGACUACAAGGAUACAGUCACUGCCUUGAACAUUGUCAGUGAAGUUGCAGACCACGCCAAUGACAGUAUGAGACAUGGGGACAAUGUCCAGAAGCUUCUAGAAGUUCAGAAAUCAUUGAUAGGGCAGUUUGAGGUUAUACAGCCUGGUCGGGUUCUAGUGAAACAAGGGGAACUGCUCAAAUUGUCCAGGAAGGAAAUGCAGCCAAGAAUGUUCUUUCUUUUUAAUGAUGUGCUCUUGUACACAACGCCAGCUACUUCAGGCUACAGAAUCAACAAUAUAUUACCUCUGACUGCAAUGAAGAUCAAUUCACCUAAGCUGGAGGAUUAUAGGUUUGAGUUUAACAUUAUCAGUGUACAGCGUUCCUUCACUCUCACAGCAAGCACGUCAGCAGAGAAAGAGCAAUGGGUGACCGCAUUACAAGCUGCCAUAGAGGACAACAACAAAAAGUACCACACGUUUCAAGCCGUCAGGCCGGCACCGCAGACAUCCCUUCUAGACAAAGAUUUUGUGUUGGGACACAAAGCUCCUUUGUGGGUGCCAGACGCUAGAGUCACCAUGUGUAUGUUGUGCCUGCUGGAGUUCACCCUGACUUGGAGAAGGCAUCACUGCCGUUCAUGUGGCAGGGUUGUAUGCUCCAACUGCUCUGACAACAAAGCCCCCUUGAGAUAUCUCAAGUUUGAGCCAGCUAGAGUUUGUGAUCAUUGCUUCGAGAAGCUGAAAGCAGAAGACUCCAGCACAUCAGUGUCGGAGGGAGUUACAGAUGAUUCUGCUGAUGUUGCUGAGGAAGAGGUCAGAGGUUCGGAUCCAGUGAAACAUGACUCCGGUCUGAGUCUCCACCAUCUUAUGUCCAGGUUUCAGAAGAUCCGUGUUAGCAAUCGGGAGAAGCGUAGGCCUAACAACUUUAGGCCUUCUGUUCUUAAAGAGGUUCAUGCUAACGAUGAAGGGUCUGACAUGAGUGGCUAUCUGCGAGUAUAUAGGUCACGCAAGUGGAAGCGACUCUGGUUUGUUGUUAAAGGGAAGGUACUCUACACAUACAAAGCUAGUGAGGAUAUGGCAGCAACUGAAAGUAUGCCCCUGCUCGGAUAUGACGUGACAAGACUAAACACUUACUUUGAAGGUGCAGAACCAGAUUUGUUGUUUGAACUAACUCAUCAGAAUAACCAGCCCCUAACCGCACGCAAGAAGGGAGACCAGCGUGUAUUACUUGGCUCGGAGAAAACCACUCAGAGACUUAUAUUUCGAACAGACAGUUUGGCUGCUACCACCAAAUGGGUCACUGUGCUGCGAGAAGCCUCCCUGACAUAUUGA
Candidula unifasciata is the source of this 1822-nucleotide messenger RNA. Lineage: Eukaryota; Metazoa; Mollusca; Gastropoda; Stylommatophora; Geomitridae. The record is from the annotation of a GenBank genome assembly.